AUGGCUGACCCGGAAUGGGAUGCCUUCAGGCCAGAAAUUGAGCGGCUUUAUGUUUACGAGAGCAAACCUCUAUCCGCUGUCCUGGAGUACAUGGAAAAUAAGUACUCUAUGGUGACCUCCCGCGCAAAAUUGAACAGGAUGCUCACCGCCUGGGGAAUUGAAAAGAGCCUUACCACUCGCCCGGAGGAAUGGCCUUAUAUUGGGAGAAAAAUCUUGAAAAGAAAGCGGGAUGAUGAAAAAGAAAGUGAAAUUCAUAUUCGAGGAGAGCAAGUUCAGCCUGAAAAGGUCAAGAAGAAAAUGUACAGGGAAGCCUAUGUGCCAACAAGGGACUUGAUUUCCAACGUGCCGUCACCGCAAACCCCAGAGGGUGUUCUAGUAUGGACCCCAGCAUCACCAGGAAUGCGUCUCAACUGGGAUAGGUCUCUUCCUUGGCUGCGAUUCCUCCAGCUCCUACAACCUCCACGCAGGCAAGGUCCAAACACGCCCUCGCCCCUCGCUGUAUCCUCUCCUUCAUUGUCAUUUCCUACUCCAUCUCCAUCUUCGUCUCUUGCUAUAUCCUCACCCGGAAAGUCCUAUGCAAUGUAUCGAGCCGUCAACAGGGAGUUGCUCCAGCGAUUAAGCUCCAUCAUACCCUGGGGAAGACUGAACAGCCCUCCAACCAUACAAAGCAGUUCCAAAACAGCUGCUGCAUUAACAAUUCUGAUGCCUGAGGAGUUCAAAGGUGACCAUCAGAGUUUGUCGUCGAGAUUGAGCAGCUCUAGGAACAGCGGAAAAGAUCUUCUGGCCGUGGAACUUUUCCUUCUCUCCAACAACCUGUUCCCCAAUGACCCUGAAGGGCGAUCAACAUGGGGAAUGGAAUCCGAAGAUAUGCGAGUGAUGAAAAUGCUUAAGGAUUCUGGCUGGAGUGAUGCAAAACAUCUCAGACUCUUGUUAUCAAUGCAGGAGCCAUCAGCCGAAGCUAUUGCGGAGAAGGUCUUCGCAAGUUCACUGCGACUUCUAGAUUUGGAGACAGUGAAAAUUAUGCUCGAGGCUCAGAUGGAUCCAAAUGGAAAGAUUGAAACAGUCGAGGACGGCAUGUUAACGCCACUGCAAUUUGCCGCAAGUCUUGAUGAUGACGACGAUGGUGCUAAAUUGAUUGACUUGUUGGUAGCCCAUGGAGCCAGCGUGAAUUCAUCUAUCGAUGAAUAUACCCCAUUGUUUUAUGCAAUUCGUCCUCACAACACUGAAUGCAUGGAUAAGCUUUUACGGCAGCGCGCUGUGGUAACGCCACCAUGCCUUUCUGCCGCAACGAUGUUAGAUAACUUCGAAGCUUUCAAAGAGAUAGUCGAUUCUUGCCCCGAUGUGAAUGGACGAUCAGGAUUGCAGGGCCAUAGUGCUCUUGCAGAGGCCGUGAAGAUUGGUGAUGUCUCGAUGAUUCAGCUUCUGCUAGGGAAAGGUGCGAAGAUGAAUGAGCUAGUCGCUAUCGAAUUCGAACAAGAUACUGCUACUACAACAAUAUUGGGACUUGGCGUGCAAACCCAGACUCUUGAAGUCAUACAAUCAUUACUGGGCCACGACGUUGCUAUCAGCCCUGAAUUCAAUGACUUUCCCUUCAUCUCCCCCCUUACAUUGGCUGUUGAGAGGGGAAGGUCUGAUAUCGUCAUGUCCUUGCUGCAGGAGGGAAUGGAUGUGAAUGCUCUUGAUGCGGGAUCAGACAAGACUCUACUUGAAAGAGCAGCUAAGAAGAAAAGUCUUGCUCUUUGUGAAGCUUUGAUGGCCAACGGAGCCAAGCUUGACGAUGAAAAUUCCAGUUCCGCAGCCGAGUCCUCGGCACUUCUUGUUGCUUUGAUGGAUGGUUCGACGGAUAUCGUUGCGCUCUUCAUUGCCGCACAUGCGCGUCUCAAUGAUCAAUACACGAAGCCUCCUGGUUCUGUUCUUGGCGCAGCCAUUGAAAUGGGAGAUAUGGAAUUAAUUCGCAUGCUGAUAACAGCCGGUGCUCGAAUGAUUGGGGCGAUGAUCCGGAAGAUAGGAGAUCUAGAAACUGCACAGUUUCUACAGGGAGUGGGAGUUCUGCAAAACUUAUUACUCAUUUCUGGAAGCAGGAUUUUGGCCGCUGCUAUCACCGAUCGCCAACUCAACUUGGCCCAAUAUCUGCUUGAUCAUGAUGCUGGUCUUGGAGACCAAGUCGGGAAAGAAGACGAUUCUUCUGAGGAGCAAAGUCCAUUAGAGGCUGCGAUAGAGCAAGGAAAUUUACGAUUCGCGGAAACUCUCUUGGAUCGGGGCGCCAAGGUCACGGAUGGUGUUCUAGCAGGCGCUGUGAGAUCGUCAUAUUGUGAUUCCAUGUUCCAGCGACGUCUCCUGGCUGGUUUUCAUGGAAGCGCUCCAAGUGCUAUAGGAACUGCAAUCCUUUUUCUUCAGCCGCUGGAUCUGUUCCAAGAGGCAAAUAUCGACCCCAGAGGUACACCGAUACUCAAAACCUCUUAUUCUGAGCUGGAGGGAUCUGAUUUUGAAAUUCCAUCUGCGAAGUCUGUCCUUGAGCUUGGGGUCAUAAUGGGAAACAAGGAGGAGUUGCUCUCUCUACUUGAAUGGAUUCCCUGGAGUGCAAGUCUUGUUGGGCGCGCUCUGAUACUCGCCAUUCUUAUUAAAGAGCAAAAUCUGUUGGGUAUUCUGAUGAAAUUCCGCCCUGACGUUGCCGAAGAGAUCACGAUUGCUACCAUUAUCCAUGGUGUCGACGAUUCUGAGACAAUCACUAGAAACGAAGGCACCUAUACCCCGCUUCAAGCUGCAGUCAAGCACCAGUAUAUCGAAGUUGCGACUGAAUUAGCAAAGAGCGCGGAUGUCAAUUUCUUGGGAAACGGCGCACGUCGCCGAACACCUUUGCAACAUGCCGUUGAGAACGGCAAUAUGGAGCUUGUCAAUAUGCUUUUGAAGCGUGGAGCUCGAGUCGAUGGUGCUCCUGCCGAGGAUGGUGGCGCAACCGCUUUGCAGAUUGCAUCCCUUCGUGGAUAUAUCGGCAUUGCACAGAGAAUGCUUGAUUUAGGUGCGGAUGUCAAUGAAGCCCCUGCGAAGCGCAAUGGGCGAACAGCUUUGCAAGGUGCGGCCGAAUACGGUCGCAUUGAUAUGCUGCACAUGCUUCUUGAUAAAGGGCCGUCGGUUGUCGGGGAUGCUGAGCGCCACUAUCUCAAAGCUGUAGAGCUCGCAGAGGGGAACGGGCAUAUGGCCGCUGCGAAAAUUCUCAAGCAUUUCCGGAGCACUGUUGAGCCGAGCCCAUCUUAA
This is a messenger RNA of Penicillium cataractarum, 3255 nucleotides long. RefSeq lists its product as uncharacterized. The record is from RefSeq and is a predicted model, not a curated record. The transcript is spliced from 4 exons. NCBI's taxonomy places the organism in Eukaryota, Fungi, Ascomycota, Eurotiomycetes, Eurotiales, Aspergillaceae. Gene Ontology annotation, molecular function: protein binding. The coding region runs from base 1 to 3255 and encodes 1084 amino acids.